GAGUCGAAGCGAGUAAACUCAACAGGUCAGCUGUUCGGACCCGGAGCGCUGCAGUCCCGGCUCGGAGCGAUAUAACAAGCGAGAAACGCCAGCUGUUCUACUGUUGUGCUAACUGGGGCUAAUGCUAACACAGAGACCGGGACAAACCGGGGAGGGUUUGGACUGAAGUCACGGCUCGGCUGCACCGUCAAGCCCCGCCUUCCCGCAGGCUGCAGCCACGUCACUGCCUCAAUCCCCACUGGCGCCUUUAUUUGGAUGAUCAGCAGCGGUGGUUUAACUUUCACGACAACUCAAGACACAAAGUUAAGUCUGACACGAAGGAAGGGACCGAGGUUCAGUGUUUCCCCGCGGAGAGUUUAUAAUCAGAUGCAUGCUGUUAUAAUGUGUCGUGAUUGAGAUCCUGCCGCAUCAAACAACCCGGAAAAUGACGAAGUUACGUUUUUCACUCUGAAUUACAGACUCGUCACCAGUAAACUGGAAGCUGUCUGACACACUCGCGAAGACGGAGGCUGUUUUCAGGGGGAAAGUUCACUGAAGUCUCGGUCUGGAGGGCUGAUGGUCGCUGUGAUUUAUUUUCAUCAGAAACACGUGCAGCCGUGAUUUACUACAUUUGUGCAGAAGGAACCAACGCUGUUAUGGCAGAUCAUGGUAGAACAGUUAUGAGUCAGGAGGAGGAUCCAUCACCUGGCACCAUGGAUUGGUCUAAACACCCAGUAAGAUCCAGAAAACAGCCUGGACGACGAUGCAAGCCUUAUCCAUUUGGAAAGUAUCAACCUACAAAUAGAUACAUAGAGAACAAUAUUCUUGAUAUCACAGAAUCUGGUGCCUCAGACUUCAUUGAACCCUGCCAUGAGUACAAAGCUUUCACCAAUGUAACAGAGGAAACAAAAAUGAAAAAGUUCACUUAUGAGGUAAUUCGCUUUGCAGCUGCCUGCAUGAACAGCCGUACCAACGGCACCAUACAUUUUGGAAUAGGGGACAAGCCAGACUUCAUCCAUGGUCAAGUGUUGGGAGUGGUUGUUGUUGAGGACAGAGAGGCUUACGUUAAAGAGCUCAAACUUGCCAUUGAUCGUUGUUUUGCGUAUAAACACAAGCAGAUUGCUAAAAUGUGCAUCAAACCUGCUCGAUUUGUCGGUGUUCUCAAUAAGAAUACGACAUCAUCUGACAAAUGUGUGAUAGAAGUGGACAUAGUUCCUGAAUCAAAGAUCUGUGGAGAAAACAUCUUCCAAACUUUCAACAUGGAAACAAAAAAAGCCAAGAAAAAAGCGAAAGGUAAAGAAACAGUCAAACCUGAAACAAAACCACAGAAACAAUUCUUUGUCCGAGAUGGAGGCAGCAGCAGGGAUCUCCUCGCACCAACCACAGGUGCCAAACCUAUGGUGGAAUACGGCCAGUUUGUUGAUCGUAUACCACAAUUAGCUCAACUUCGAAAACAAUCUGAAGAGAAGCACCCCAAUGUGAUAAAAAGCAGUACUCAAGGCUCAAGAUUAAGUCAGAUGAUAACUGGUGGUUCCCUCUCAUUAGAUAAGUCACACUUUGAGCAGUAUGUGAUCAUAACUAACAAAUCACAUCCAGUUCAGUUGGAAUCACUGGGAUUUCUUGUUGAACUCAACCCAACAGCUGUUUUAGACUUUGAUCCAGAAUCAGCUAAACAUGGAUUACAGCACCACUUUAAACAGCUGAGUAGACUGAGUGUCCAUUUACCAGCAAAGUAUAAAAUCACAGAAGGAGUUGAGGACAUUGCAAACAAGUUAGAAUUAACUCGUAACACCAGCUGGGUAUUCUGCAACAGAGGUAUUGAGCAUGAGGUACCAUCAGAAAUAGAUGAGUGGUUGAUGGACAAGGGAGCCUCCAACCGAGAUAAGAUGUCAUUUUUGUGUCGGAAAGAUGUGCUUCCAAACAAGAGAUUUCUUGUCAUCUUCUUACUUUUGUCAACAGUGAGUGACGAGAUGGACCCUCUUGUUAAGACAUUCAGUACAUUCUAUCAGGAGCUCAAAGGCACAGAACAAAUUCUUUGUGUAUGUGACAAUGAGAAUGCAUUUAUCUCCUGGAGAGACCUAAUCGAUGCUCGGUGCGGAAUCGACAUUUCUUCCAGAUGCAUAUAUGAGCUCAGUCUUGCAGAAGUAAAUGGCACUAUUCUUAGUCUUUUUUCAAAGCAUCUUUUAUCUAAGAAUUUCCUAACCUGUGGUGGAGGAAGCAAAGUCAUCCUUGAAGAGUCAGUGAAUCAAAGCCUGAACACCUUAGAGGUCUUCUGCAUUAAGCAACAAGAAAAUCUUGACUCUGGUGGGACUGAUGUGGCCAUGUUUACUUCAUGGAUUCUCAGGGACACAUUCCGUUGUGCUGUCCUCAGAGACUGCAAUGCUGACUUCACUGAAGUAGCUGAGCAAGUAGUCACACUUUUAAUGUAUGGCCAUGAGGAGCAAGUACCACGGGUCCCAGUUUUGCUGAUGAUAUAUGACUUUAAAGGCAACCAUAAAGCCGUUGACUUGCAGCAGGCCAUUGACAAAGAAUGUGUGAAAAAAGGAAUUCAGGGUAUGUCAGCAAAAGUAAUCCCCCUUGAAAGCCCCACUAAUGGGUCCAGCUCUCACAAGUAAUAAUAAUAUUAAUUGGUGUGAAUGCUGACACAGCAUUCACACUAAUUAAUAUUAUUAAAGUUUUUAUUCUUCUUCCGUACGUUUUUCGGCAUGCUUCUU
This is a messenger RNA of Acanthopagrus latus (yellowfin seabream), 2693 nucleotides long. RefSeq names its product sterile alpha motif domain-containing protein 9-like. The record is from RefSeq and is a predicted model, not a curated record. The transcript is spliced from 3 exons. Gene Ontology annotation, cellular component: cytoplasm. The coding region runs from base 636 to 2594 and encodes 652 amino acids. Lineage: Eukaryota; Metazoa; Chordata; Actinopteri; Spariformes; Sparidae.